AGAAGCAUCCGCAUUGGUGAAGAUUUGACACGUCAAUUGUAUUUUUCACAAUACAUGUUUUUGCGAUAAUUUAUAAAGUAAUUCGUUUUGAAGGCUGGAACUCGUAUAUUUGUUGCCUACUUUGUGCAUAACUUUCGAUUUCAUUUGAAAUAUUUCAUUUUAGUUUCGAGAAUUAACCAAAAGUUUGAGCAACAAUCAUGGCGUUGGCUGAGGGACCUUGCUAUACAAUAAUUAACUCUCCAGACAUCGAGGUGCCGAACGAGAUGCAGCUUAAACAAGACCUCGAAAAGGGCGACACCAAUGUUAAAAUCGAAACCCUAAAGAAAGUUAUACAAAUGUUGUUAAAUGGAGAGCGUUUGUCUGGUUUGAUUAUGACCAUUAUCAGAUUCGUUNUGGCUUCUUGCAUUGACCAAGUAAACCAUUUUGGUGAUAUUCUACAACUGGUCAUCGUCGAGCUUAUUUAUAAGGUUUGCCAUGCCAAUCCAUCUGAACGCUCCCGUUUUAUACGCUGCAUUUACAAUUUGCUUAACUCGUCAUCAAACGCCGUGCGCUAUGAAGCUGCUGGUACCCUUAUUACACUAUCUUCCGCUCCAACCGCCAUACGGGCAGCAGCCAGCUGCUACAUUGAGUUGAUCGUCGGCGACAGCGACAACAAUGUUAAACUUAUCGUUCUGGAUCGAUUGGUUGCUAUGAAGGAAAAUGAAAACAUGGAGAAAGUAAUGCAAGAUUUGGUCAUGGAUAUAUUGCGAGUUUUAGCAGCACCUGACAUUGAAGUGCGCCGCAAGACCUUGGCUUUGGCAAUGGAUUUAGUUUCAUCACGCAACAUCGAAGAAAUGGUGCUGGUGCUUAAGAAAGAAGUAUCCAAGACUCACAAUGUUGAACAUGAAGACACCGGCAAGUAUCGCCAAUUGCUUGUGCGCACACUACACACUUGCUCCAUUAAAUUCCCAGAUGUGGCAGCAAAUGUAAUACCGGUACUGGUCGAAUUUCUUUCCGACACAAAUGAGUUAGCUGCUGCCGAUGUAUUAAUUUUUAUUCGCGAAGCUAUACAGAAAUUUGCUGCACUGCGUGCACUUAUUAUUGAGCGUCUAAUUGAAGCAUUUCCACAAAUAAAGUCUUCGAAAAUUCACCGCGCUGCAGUCUGGAUAUUAGGUGAAUAUGUUGAUAACAAAGAGCAAGUAGUGGAAGUCACAGAAGCUAUUAUUCAAACUUUGGGCGAGGUACCGAUGGUGGAGGCCGAGCAAAAGCGUCUGGCCGGUGAACAAACGGAUGAAGGUGAAAAGGCUGCCGAAGGCAACAACGCUAUUUCUUCAAGCAAUAAAGUAACUUCUGAUGGUACAUAUGCUACACAAAGCGCAUUCAGCCUGGCACCUGUGGCCAAGAAAGAGAAGCGUCCACCACUCCGGCAAUAUCUAAUGGAUGGUGAUUUCUUCAUAGGUGCUGCCUUAUCGGCCACACUGACUAAGCUUGCACUACGUUACGCAGAACUAGAAAAUGAUGAGCGUCAGCAAAAUCGCUUGACUACACAGGUGAUGCUCAUUAUGAGUUCCAUUUUGCAUCUUGGCAAGUCAGGCUUCCCAACCAAGCCUAUUACCAAUGAUGACAUUGAUCGCAUUUUCAUUUGCUUGCGCACACUGAGUGAGCGCACAAAAGAGGCUGUAGAAGUGUUUCAACAUUAUUGUCGCGAUGCACUUGGAAAAAUGUUGGAUGCCCAACAUGAAGAGGAUCAACGCAUUUUGAAAGAAAAGCAACGUGCUGCUGCUAAGGUACAACCGGACGACCCGGUCGCAUUUGCACAGCUAUCAAAUGGGCGUGACAAUCAGUUGGGCGAAAAUGUUUUUGAGACUAGUUUGAAUCAAGCAUUGGCAGGCACCAAAUCCACCAACUUGAGCGACAUCACUUCGCCAAAUAACAAACUCAACAAAGUAACACAAUUGACCGGCUUCUCCGAUCCCGUAUAUGCUGAGGCUUAUGUUAAUGUCAACCAAUAUGACAUCGUUUUGGAUGUAUUGAUAGUUAAUCAAACAAAUGACACUCUACAAAAUUGCACAUUGGAACUGGCCACUUUGGGUGACUUAAAACUGGUUGAACGGCCACAUCCUGUAGUCCUGGCACCCCAUGAUUUUUGCAACAUAAAAGCAAAUGUAAAGGUAUCAUCUACAGAGAACGGAAUUAUUUUUGGCAAUAUCGUUUACGACACAAGUAUUAAUACAAAUGUUGUUGUGCUGAACACUAUACAUAUUGACAUUAUGGAUUACAUCAUACCCGCCUCUUGCACUGAUACUGAAUUCAGGCAAAUGUGGCAAGAUUUUGAAUGGGAAAAUAAGGUAACAGUAAAUACAACGUUCACCGAUUUACAUGAAUAUUUGAAACACCUAUUGAAGAGCACCAAUAUGAAAUGUUUGACACCGGAAAAGGCACUCAGUGGUCAAUGUGGAUUUAUGGCCGCAAAUAUGUACGCAAAAUCGAUCUUUGGCGAAAAUGCUCUUGCCAAUCUAAGUAUCGAAAAGCCCGUGGACGAUCCAGAUUCUAAGGUCACUGGACACAUACGCAUUCGUGCUAAAAGUCAGGGCAUGGCACUCAGCUUAGGCGAUAAGAUCAGCUCAUCACAGAAGCAAUCAGUGCAAGCCGCUUAGAUGCGGAUAGAUGUUGCAACAUAUUUUUUAAGCUUGAGCUCUUAGUGUAUUUUUUGUGGAUUUUUUGUUUUGAUAGGGAAUUAAAGUAAAAUCUUUUUCCAUAAUACAAACAAUUGUACCACAUACAUAAAUACGUUUUUUGUGUUGAUGGAAAGUGCGCGAAUAGGAAAGCGAACGCAACUUUCUAGAUAUAUGUGAAGGCAAUUUGGUGUCGUAUAUCCUUUCUAUAAAAAAAAAUAAAAAAAAACUUAUAAUUCCAGCUAUUAAAUAGUAUAAAAUACGACCAAUUACUUUGUUUUAUGUUUUUGAAUAUCGCAUUACGUGUACGAGUUUGUUUACAUACAUACACCGUUUAUUAUAUAUACAUACAUACAUUUAUCAACAAUAAAAAAUUAAUGAAAGUUA
Molecule: messenger RNA, 3041 nt
Organism: Rhagoletis zephyria (snowberry fruit fly)
Lineage: Eukaryota; Metazoa; Arthropoda; Insecta; Diptera; Tephritidae
Product: coatomer subunit beta-like
Biological process (GO): endoplasmic reticulum to Golgi vesicle-mediated transport; intracellular protein transport; intra-Golgi vesicle-mediated transport
Cellular component (GO): COPI vesicle coat; cytoplasm
Molecular function (GO): structural molecule activity
Source: RefSeq, a predicted model, not a curated record